Molecule: messenger RNA, 1821 nt
Organism: Physella acuta
Lineage: Eukaryota; Metazoa; Mollusca; Gastropoda; Physidae
Product: guanine nucleotide-binding protein G(o) subunit alpha-like
Biological process (GO): adenylate cyclase-modulating G protein-coupled receptor signaling pathway
Cellular component (GO): heterotrimeric G-protein complex; cytoplasm
Molecular function (GO): G-protein beta/gamma-subunit complex binding; GTPase activity; G protein-coupled receptor binding
Source: RefSeq, a predicted model, not a curated record
UUUCGUCCUUUCGAUUCUCUUACAACAUUUUCAUACCUCGGAGUUUCGGUGUACACCAAUCUGCCCGGCAUUAUCCCGGUAGACUGUUUUCUAUUGAUUGGAUUAUAUCUUCAAUCCGAGCACCUAGAUAAUGGCUUCAGAUAAACAUAAAAAAGUUCGACGGAUACACUCGACAUUCUCUCUGACCAACAUGAGCAAGGGUGGGCGGGCAGCCGUGGCCCGCAGCCGGAGUAUAGACCACCAGCUGGAUGAGGAGAGGGAGAGGCGGGAGAAGGAGGUUCAGAUCCUCAUCAUAGGGGGCCCUGGUGCCGGAAAGAGCACCUUCAUCAAACAGCUGCGCCUGCACUACGGGGACCAGUUCCCACAGUUUGAGAGGCGCUUGUUCCACGACCAGAUCCUGCAGAACGUCGCCAUGGGACUGGUCCACUUGAUAGAGCAUAUGGAACGGCUGGGGUUGCAGUUCGAAACCCCAGAAGUCCAGAAACUAGCAGCAGAAUUCCGAAAGAAACACCCGAGGAUCUCCAUUGUGACGCUGAUUAAAAAGUUCAAAGAAGAAAAUGAAAAGGCGGAGGAAAUAUGUCCAGUGACGACAAGAGCCGAGUUGACAAAGAGGUUGUCGUCCUUUGAUGUGUACAACCCGGAAGUGCCCAAUGUGGACGACAUGCACACCUUGUGGGCGGACCCCGCCAUGCAGCUGUGCUUCGAGAGGAGGAACAAGUUUGAGACGGACAAACUCACGCACAGCUCAGAGUAUUUCCUCCACCACAUUGGCCGGAUCUGUAGCGGCGACUACCUGGCCAGUGUCCAGGACAUUCUGCUGAUCCGCUGGCCAACACUGGGGGUUCAGGAGCACAAGUUCCUGGUGGACAGCCUGCUCUACAGAAUGAUUGACGUAGCGGGACAGAGAAGCCUGAGAAAAAAAUGGAUCCACUUCUUUGAUGAGGUGACUGCCGUCGCUUUUUUCGUCAACCUGGCCGCAUAUGACGAGUACCUGGAGGAGGACCCGUCCGUGAACAGCCUACAGGACAGCCUGCAGGCGUUCAUCGAGAUCAGCAACAGCCCGUUCCUGGACAAGACCGAGUUUAUUCUCUUCCUCAACAAGAAGGACAUCUUCGCCAGCAAAAUCAAGUCCACGCCCCUGUCUAUCUGCUUCCAGGAGUACAAAGGCUCCCAGUCACUAGAGGCCAGCCUGAAGCACGUGAAGGAGCAGUUCCUCCAGAACAAGCCGAGCCAGAAGCAGGUGUACACGCACGUGUCGUGCGCCAUCGACGUGCCCCACAUGAAGGACCUGCUUGCCUCCGUAAUCGACUGUAUCGCUGAGAUCAACCUCCGACGCUCAAAGAAUUAUUAACAUCACUUUUUGUUUUUUUAAAUACGGUUUUUUAAAUACUCGAUUACGUACGGCUAUGUCGUUGUUUUUUUUCAAUAAUCGAUACAUUGGGUGUUUUAAACGACUCUGAAUAUAUACAAAAAAAAUGGCAUGUUUAACGAUAAUGGAUAUUUGGCUUAAAUAAAUUGCCAAUUUAAAACAUUAUAUUGUUCAUUGAACUCAUUAUUCUGUUAUUGUAUUGAAAUAUACUGCAAAAAUAAAAGGUGUAAUUUUUAAAUCGCAAUUUUAUCAACGGAAGGCAGAAACACUAGGGGUGAUUGGGGGUGUUUGAGGUGUCAUUCGAUUGUGCUGUCCUGGCUGCUUACGGUUUAUUAUGUGCUCAUUAAGGUCAUUGGUGUGCAUAAUAACUAUGAUUUGCAUAUUUUAUAAAUUAAAAAAUCGAUGAAUGACGAUAAACUGUGGUGAAAAUCCCUAAAUGUUCAAAUAAUUGA